AUGACACCUCUUCAGGAUCCUGUCGCUUCUGCACCAUCUAACUGGGUUCGCACGCACCUCAACCUAUCAGCGCCAACACCACGAACCUUGAGGUUUUUGCGAGCUGUUCUCGGUCUUGCUUCCUUCGACGAAUGCGAAUCUAAAGCCACUUGUGCUUCGACCAAAAAGGCUAGACAAGUAAAAGGCUCCAGCAUAAGUCGGCCACCCAUCAGGCACGCAACUAGAAACAGACAAAAGCCAGGCGCAGUAAUCCAGAUUCAUGAGACCAAUGACGAGGAGAUACCGCGUCUCUCGGAGACUGAGCGACGAAAGAUUGCUACUGACACAUUCAAUUCCACAUUGAAGUGUCUUGGAGAGACCGCCAAAGCUCUUAGAGAAGCUCCAGCAAGCAAAACUGAAUCGUCUGUCAACCCCAAUGAUGGACCACUUCAAGAACGGUCACCGAAUAAGGAACGCAAAAAACCCGCCCUCGACUCCAAGAAGAGCACCAUCUGCAACGCCCCAAUGGACUCGGGCUUACUGGCGGAUCUUUCCUACUCCGCAUUGCUGUUUUUGAGACGAUCUGAUCACAAAGAUGUAGUGUCCACCGCAGGCAACAACGCGGGGCUGGAGAACGCCGCACUGAUCCUGCUAGACAGAAGCAUCUCCUUGAAUCUCAUCGAGCAAGCACAACGCCAGCUCUGCGAUAUCCACGAAAGAUACUGGGGAGAUGAGGUCAGAAAGAAAUCUUCAUCUCAAUCAAAUAUCGCGAGGCUUCUGCUAGGGCGACCAGAUGCUGCAGAUGAAGAUCGAAGGUUCCGAUUCACAGCAUCGUUGCAGAGUCAAGCUCUGCGCCUUGCUCUACUGGUUGGACCCAAAUGCAUCGACUCCGAGCUUCUUAAGUCACUUCAGCCGGACGCUAUUGGGAGUCCAGCCUGGGUUACGUCAAGAGCACUGGAAAAACAACUCCUGACAUCAGAACAGUCUGGCUUACAGCUUCGCACCAUAUCUCUUGCAUUGUCUAAGCUGUACGCUCUUGCCACGAGCUCAAAAGGAGAGAAUUCGUCACCCCUGGAUCUUUUCAAACUGUUUUGCUUGUCGUUACGUAUCAAGUUCGAAUCGUGGGUUCACUCUGGUCACUUACCAGACCCGCCGACAGAAGUAUGGCGCCCGCUUCACAGAGCGAUCAAGCAGCUAUUUGCGACCACCAAGGACCCAAAAGCGUCGGCUGCUUACACGUUUGAGGCACUUGGUUCGAUUCAGAAGCUCACAAGGCGAAUCAAAUGCGAGUUUCACACACCCCCAGACUUGAUUGGCACUCUGUUACAAAUCAUUCGAGAUCCAGACGAAUAUCCUCAGCUCAUUGCUUUGGUGGAAGAGCGCCUUCGGCAAACAAGCGGCGCUUCGCAUCUGAUAUUGCGGUGUCAAAUCACAUUAUCACGCCUACGAGCUUCAAGUGGGUCAACAAAGACACUGGAGUCAUUAAAGAGCAUGGGGAGUGCUCUUGCGGAGCCAGGAGAGCUACCUCCAGCUGACCUUGACAAGUUCCUAUUGCUGCUGGCCCAGCUCCGCAAAGCCGCCGCCGAACUCAUUUGGUUUGACAAGACACGACCUCAUAUGGAAGCAAAUGGGCCCUCGAUAGACUUUCAGACAACUCUGAUCCGCUUUACCUAUUGUUCCUUCAACUUCUUACGCCGCCACAUCCGUUCAAUUCUGAUAUUGUCUUCAGAAAAUUCGAGCGUCGAGAAGCGCAAAGCCUUUCUGACUACCUUACUGAAGACUAUCGAUGCCGUCUUGUCCGCCGAACAAUUUGCUAUUACGCAAGACGCAGAUAUGGUAGCGGCGGCUUCAGAGGCUCUCGAAGACUGCUCAGCGGCAGUCCAGACUCUUCAAGUCGAGUGCGCUGCCUUGAUGACGCAGUGUCGACUAGAGACGUCGCUAACCCAGCUUAGAGUACGGAUAUCUCAGUUAUUUUGGGCACGGUACUUGGAAGCCGUCAAAGAGAGCAAAACCCCGUCGGAACAGUCGAGGAUUCUGGGCAUGUCACUCCUCGGUCUGUUGGACUUGCCGCUGGCCGAUCAAAAGGUAGCACAUGUCGCACUCAAAUAUGAAAGGCUAGCAGCUUGCUACUUGGAAGAGCGUGACUUUCGACCGGCCGAAACCGCCCUUCGUACUGCCAUCGAAAUCAGCAUUAAGGACGGCGUUCUCGGUGAUGUUGCCCAUCUGCUUCUGUCCGCGUCAUUUCACCGGGCGUGGUCACAUUCAGAUUUGGGAUGCAAAGCCUUGGGAAGAGUUCUAACCACCUAUUCUAAAGCAAUCCUUGACCAUACGUCGAUAAGCGAGAGCGGGAGCGAGAGUCAGAGCUUUUAUGACGACCCGGCAUUGCCUUCAUUACACCGUGCGGUGCUGCUUGAGAAACAAUUACUUGCAAUGGUCGACCUAGGCAUGAAUGAUCACGGAGUCGAUCUAUGUGCGACAAUGGCGAACACCCUGCUGUCACUGUUGCCACAACCGGUAUAUCAGGUGUAUAGCAUGAGGGUCAUCAAUCAGCUAUUGCAGCUCGCUUUGAAGAAGAAAGUGCCAGCUUCGACCUCUGUCAUCAACUCCUCUGUCAUUCGCAGAAUACUCGAUGCUGACCAUGCGGCUGAAAAUGUCUUCCUGUCGAGAUAUGAGCCAGAACUUCGUUCGCUCCUCUCCCUCCAAUACGGGUUUUUGACCGGAGUGCUUUCCAACCAAACGGUGUUGCAAGGGGUAAAACAACUGUGCGAGAUCGUUCAGACCUGCAAGACUCACCAAGAGACACAUGUGAAAUGUCUUGAUGUAGGAGCAUAUAUCGCACCGCUUCUGCUCUCUGUGGAAUACGCGGCAAUUCUCGGAAAUUAUGAUGUUAGCCUGAUGGCUCUGGAAGCUUUACAACAUUUGGUGGAACUUGGAGUUCCCAUUCAAGAGAUAUCAUACAAGAGGAUCCUCCUCCGCAAAGGCCAAUUCCACGACUUGCUCAAGGACCCUCAGUCCGCCCAGAAGGCUUUCGCCACGAUCGAGGAUGCCACUCAGGAAGAGAGCGACCCAUUGUUCGAAACCGAACUGGCACUCACGUACUCGGAGCAUCAUCUGUAUGCGGAAGAUCUUGAUGCAAGCAACAAGUGGCUGGUAAUUGCUCGAAAUGCAUGGCAGGCUCGGGAAAGCUCAGGAAACUCGAAAUCGACCAAGGCCAGGUUGCGAGAACAGAUUAUGUGGUGCAGAGCUGCUCAUUUGGCAUCGCGGCUGGCUUUUGAGUCAAGUCAGCUUGUGGACGCCAUCGUUCUCGCACGACAAUCGGCCAAAAUCUCAGCCACUAUCUGGUCUUCAAUCGAAAGGGUCUGUGCUUCCACGGCUCCCGCGCAUUCGAAUGGAUUGUUGGAUCAUGAAUUACACUGCGUCUCCUUCGAACUCUCUAGGCUUGACUUAUCCUCCCCACCUUCGGUACGAUUGACGUCGAGCGCAGUCGUUCUUGGGUCUGAGGUCUCAUUGUGCUGCUCAGUGUUCAGCUACAUGGCAUUUUUAAAUGCACAUUGCGGGGUUUAUCAAGAUGCCGUUAUGUUUUAUGAGCAGACGCUGAAGAUUGCCCGAAGAUGGGGGCAUUCUAUUCAUACCAUUAUUGCACUGAGUGAGCUGGGUCUUCUGCAUGCACGAGCUGGCCAGAUCGAAAAAGCACAAAAUAGCCUUCAGGAGCUGCCACAGAUCGCCAGGGAUUAUCAUGCGAGCUGGAUACGGGGUCAUGUGGCACUUAACCAAGUUGAAACGUGUCUAAUCCUUGGGGACGGUUCAGCGGCCUCUCGGCGCUUGAUCGAGGCUAAGCAGCUCCCAGUUGACAAGGAACCCGCGUCCGUGGAGCUGACUGUGAGCGGUCCUCUAAAGGACAGAUCCGUCUGCGCUUCAGCAAAGCCCACCGGGAGAAAGCGCGGCGUCAAAGGACAGAAAGGAAGUGCUCAAAUCAAACGUCCACCCAAAGAGUGCCCGUCAGCUUCCAAAUCCACUUUGGAUCUGAGCGGCUUCAAUGCGAGAAUCUCAUUUCUGGAAUCUAGACUUCAGAUAUUCCUUGGAGGCGCAGACCCGGCGGAUCGCUUCGACACCAGCUUGCUGUGUGACAAAGACGACGAUAGCCGUAAAACCACAUCAAUUGCUCUCAGUUUGGUCCAUUCUGCGCUCAGAAGUUUCUCAGAAGAUUCCAUACAUAAUGUGCUGGCCGAAACAGCCGUUGCCAUUCCAGACCAGGACCAAAAGAAGAGUUCAAGGCAAAAACAGGCGGCAAAGACAUUCAAGGACGGAACGGCUCUGUUGCUUCAGGCCUACGACAUCCUCUGGGAACUGCUUAUCCAGAUCAGUCUGCUGUCGUCGGCUCUGAACCAACCGUUGGUCAGCUCUUCUUCGAACGUCGUGUUGAAUAUGACAACUCCACUUGAUGUCGCUCUGACGCGUGAACGCUUUGUAACUUUAGGCGAGCUCAGUGCAGCCAAGAAGAUGAGCACGGAAAGUUGGCCCAGUACACACAACAGUGACAACAGCCAUAUAUGUCUGAUGUCAGAUAAACUGCUGAAUUAUGACACAAGCCUCCUGCCUGCAUCAUGGUCGGUCAUAUCCCUUGGGCUCAACGAGGACGGAAAUGAGCUUUUUGUCGCGCAGUUGGCGUACCAGAGGUCGCCGUUUGUUGUCAGAAUUCCCCUAGCACGGCCAGAUCCAUCAGAAGGAGACAACGAGGAACUUGACCUGAAAAGUGCCAAAGCAGAGAUUCAAGAGAUCAUCAUGAAGGCAAAUGCUAGUGCCCACGAUGCGAGGGGCUCUUCGGUCGAUAAGUCUGUCAGAAAGGAGUGGUAUGUUGAGCGUCAAGCCUUGGAUCGUCAGCUUGCUACUCUUCUUGAGAAUAUCGAGAACAUCUGGUUCGGCGGAUUUCGAGGUCUACUCUCCGCAGGCCAUAUCGAAGAAGGUGAACUGAGACAAUUCGGACGAUGCCUCACUUCAACAUUGCAUCGACACCUUCCCUCGAGGCAGAAACCGUCAAAGUCGUGCGAACACGUGGUUGAACUCCAUGACCAUGUGCUGGAGCUCUUUGUGGCGCUCGGACAUCCUCGAGCAGUGGAGUUGGAGGAUGCAGUCACCGAUCUACUAUACUUUGUUAUUGAUAUCUUGCAAUUCAACGGUGAGCGCAACGCAUAUGACGAGAUCGAUUUUGACGCCAUGUUGGUGGAAGUACUGGACGCACUACAUUCUUACCACGAUCGUCAAUCAUCAGCCUCGCGAGACAAGCGGGGCCAUGUGAUUCUUGUCCUGGACAAAGAGUUGCAGGCGUUCCCCUGGGAGUCGUUAUCGUGCUUGAAGAAUCAAGGUGUUUCCAGGAUGCCCUCCAUAGCGUCCGUCUGGGAAAAGUUGAAAGCUAUUGAAGAUCAACGGCACGACCUCAAAGGUUAUAUGAUUCCGAGAACGGAUGGUGCAUAUAUCCUCAAUCCGUCUUCUGACCUAGUGGCUACUCAAGAAACCUUUGGCCAGAUUUUCGAGAAUCAGCUGUCUAACUACCGAGCCAUUGUGAAUCGGCAUCCUGAGGGAAAUGAGUUCGAGACGGCUCUGAGAGAUAGCUCGCUCAUGCUCUACUUUGGUCACGGGGGCGGUGGGCAAUACAUCAGACCUCGCACUAUCCGUAAGAUGGACAAGUGUGCGGUGACGUUGCUGAUGGGUUGCAGCAGUGCCAAAAUGACUGAAUGUGGAGUAUACGAGCCUCAUGGGAUGCCUUUGAGUUAUCUGAGCGCAGGCAGCCCGGCAGUGGUGGGAACGCUGUGGGAUGUUACCGAUCGGGACAUUGACCGUUUCGCCAUGGAGCUGAUGGCGGAUUGGGGAUUGAUCGACGCCGAUGCCAACUCAGGCGUGCCGACCCUCAACAAGAGCAGGAAUCCGAAAGCUGGCAAAGAAAAUGCAGCAAGGCACCAGUGUGGUAGGCAGAAGUCUGGCCAGAAAUCUCUUGAUGAGGCUGUGGCACACGCCCGCGAUGCGUGUUUACUGAAGUAUCUCAAUGGGGCUGCGCCUGUCAUGUAUGGGAUACCCGUCUUUUUGGGUUAG
Messenger RNA from Fonsecaea nubica, 6066 nucleotides. RefSeq lists its product as hypothetical. Gene Ontology annotation, biological process: meiotic chromosome separation; proteolysis. Gene Ontology annotation, cellular component: centrosome; cytoplasm; mitotic spindle pole body. NCBI's taxonomy places the organism in Eukaryota, Fungi, Ascomycota, Eurotiomycetes, Chaetothyriales, Herpotrichiellaceae. Gene Ontology annotation, molecular function: protein binding; cysteine-type endopeptidase activity. The transcript has 3 exons. The record is from RefSeq and is a predicted model, not a curated record. The coding region runs from base 1 to 6066 and encodes 2021 amino acids.